Acanthosepion pharaonis is the source of this 1824-nucleotide messenger RNA. NCBI's taxonomy places the organism in Eukaryota, Metazoa, Mollusca, Cephalopoda, Sepiida, Sepiidae. The record is from the annotation of a GenBank genome assembly.
AUGAAAUGCUGCCAAGGGGAAAGAGCUAUUUGUCUUCUAUUUUUGCACGCCUCGUUGCGUGUCUCCAUUCUUGUCUUUCCCCACUUUUCAUUCUCUGAACUAUUCAUCUCAUUCUUCUUGACCUUGUUUCACUCUUUUUUGUUUUUUUCUUCUUCUUCUACUAAUUCUUCUUCUUUAUCUUCUUCUUCUUCUUCUUCUUUUUCUUCUUCUUUUUCUUCUUCUUCUUCUUCUUCUUCUUCUUCAUCAUCGUCAUUCUUCGAGUGUCUUUUUCUUCUUCAUAGCUUUUCUUCUUCUUCUUCUACUACUAAUACUACUGCUACUGCUACUACUACUACUACUACCUGUUUUUUUUAUAUUUUUCGCCUUCAUUCAUUGUUUAAUCGUUCUGUGUCCUGUCUUUUCUUUCAGGUUCUUAGCACUGACGUAUCUCAAUUACCUCCAUUUUUUUCUUUUCUUUUUCUUCUUCUUUCUUUCUUUUCUUCUUUCUUUCUUUCUUUCUUUCUUUCUUUCUUUCUUUCUUUCUUUCGUUUCUUUUUGUUCUUUUUAUUCUUAUAUACUCAAAUUAUCAUUCUAUUACAUCUGCCAGGACAUCAAUUGCUUCUUUCUAUCGUUUCAAUUCUUCUUCUUCUUCUUCUUCUUCUUCUUCUUCUUCUUCUUCUUCUUCUUCUUCUUCAAUUUCUUCUCUUUCUAUUUCUUCUUCUUCUUCUUCUUUCUUUUUCUUCUUCUUCUUUCUUUUUCUUUUCUUCUUCAUCUUCUCUUUCUAUUUCUUCCUUUUCUUCUUCUUCUUUUUUCUUCUUCUUCUUCUAUUUCUUUUUCUUUUUCUUCUUCUUCAUCUUCUCUUUCUAUUUCUUCUUCUUUUUCUUCUUCUUCUUUCUUUUUCUUAUUCUUCUUUAUUUUUAUUUUUCUUCUCCUUCAUAUUCUCUUUCUAUUUCUUCUUUUUCUUCUUCUUCUUUUUUCUUCUUCUUCUUCUUCUUCUUCUUCUAUUUCUUCUUCUUCUUUUUCUUCUUCUUUUUUUCUUCUUCUAUUUAUUCUUCUUCAUCUUCUCUUUCUAUUUCUUCUUUUUUUUCUUCUUCUUCUUCCGUUUUUUCUUCUAAUUCUUCUUCUUUUUCUUCUUCUUCAUCUUCUCUUUCUAUUUAUUCUUCUUCUUCUUCUUCUUCCGUUUCUUCUUCUUCUUCUAUUUCUUCUUUUCUUUUUCUUCUUCUUCAUCUUCUCUUUCUAUUUCUUCUUCUUCUUUUUCUUCUACUUCUUCAUUUCCUUCUUCUAGUUCUGCUUUUUUCUCCUAUUUUCUUCUAUUUUCUUCUUCUAUUUUCUUCUAUUUCUUCUUCUUCGUCUACUUCAUCUUCAAAUAUUUCUUCUUUUUCUUUCUUCUUCUCAUUCUUCUUCUUCUUCUUUUUUCUUCUUCUUCUUCUUCUUCUUCACAAUCUUCCCGCUUCUCGCCCAUACCUUUUCAUACGUCGCCAUCUUUCUCUGACUGUCUCUCUUAAAUUCACCCUGGCCACCAAAUCGUUCGCAGCCGCACUUCACCAUUUCUUCCUUGCCAACCAUCGCUACAUUUGUAUCUUUCACCUAAUUUUCUCAGAAUCCUCCCACAGAAACCGAAAACCCGAAACCAAUCACCAACACUCUGCCUCACCCUUAGACGUCCCGCCUUUUUCCCUUCACCCUUCUAAAUUUGAUUGCAACCACACGCCAACCUCCAACCACGGCAGCAGAAGUAGCAAGCUCAUCCCACCUAAGUGCAUGUGGACACAACUCAUUCAGAACAAUGUAUAUCCAUUAAUUUCGAUAGUCUGUGGAACAACGGAAAGGGUUCCUCUGCGUUAA